This is a messenger RNA of Trichoderma citrinoviride, 2046 nucleotides long. Its product is annotated as HET-domain-containing protein. The record is from RefSeq and is a predicted model, not a curated record. The coding region runs from base 1 to 2046 and encodes 681 amino acids. The transcript has 2 exons. NCBI's taxonomy places the organism in Eukaryota, Fungi, Ascomycota, Sordariomycetes, Hypocreales, Hypocreaceae.
AUGAAUGCCGCGAUCAGUGUAAAGUCCUGGCAGCAGUGUCCUCAUUGCAAAGAGAUAUUCGGCCAGGUGUACGACAAGCGGAUUAAGUUGUCAAGCAUCGUGGCGUCCAAGUGUGCAAGAUGCUGGGCAGUGAGGGAAAUUCUUUCGUGCGUAACAGACACCGCGAACCCAGGGACGGAACUGGUUGGUAGUAUAUGGCACGACAACACGCUGGAGAUUGGCGUCAUUACGCCAGAGGAUAGUUUUGAAACAGCAAAAGGGCAUAAGAUAUACAUUGUUGCUGAUUCCGAAAAGCACGCCAGGUUGGACUCUAGGCUUGGCAUCCCCAUUGCCUACACGCCCACGCAUAGAAACUACCGCCCAAUAAAGGACUCCGACGCAGAACGAAUUUCUGUAGCCAAGGAAUGGCUUGCAGAUUGCGUGGCUUCACAUGAGGCAUGUAAUGCAGAGUGUCAGGAAUACGAAUGGCCCAGGCGCGUUCUCGAUAUCUCACAGGACGAGAUGAUACGGCUAGUCAGCAUCGAAUACCCUCCCCCCGGAGCAACAUAUGUCGCUCUCAGUUACUGUUGGGGUCGCAGAGGCGGCAACUUGUGCACAUACGAGAGCAACUUGGCCCAGCAUAAAAAAGGCAUUCCCUUGAAAUCCCUUCCUCAAACUAUCAGAGACAUUGUUUCCGUCUGCAAGCAGCUCGGGCAGCAGUAUCUGUGGGUCGAUGCCUUGUGCAUCAUCCAGGACGACCCAGCCGACAAGAUGACUCAGAUACCGAUGAUGGCAGACAUCUAUUCGGGAGCGCUCCUGGUCGUCUCUGCUGCGGGCACCGCUGAUGUUCUAGAAGGCUGUCCUCUUGGGCCACCUGAAUUGCAGCCUAUACAGCCAAAAGUACUCGAGCUGGAGUAUCCCCGAUACCUGGAAGCCAACCCCGAGAACAAGGGAGCCGGCAAAGUAACGGUAGUAGUAGAGCGGAUGGAGCACGAGCAUUGUCGACGCCUGCCGGGCCACUGGGCGCGCGAGACAUUUGACCAGGACGGCGUGGAUCUGCUAAAUACCAUCGAGGACCGCGCCUGGACGUUCCAAGAAAGAUUCCUGGCCAAGAGAGCUCUCUAUAUCGGAAAAGGCGAGCUAUCAUGGGUGUGCGCCAGCGCGGUCCAGUGUGAAUGCAGAAAGAGUCGCCUAGAGGUGAAGACCGAGGACGGCGACCGCGUGUUUAAUCAUCGAUAUUGCAUCGGCCAUGUCUCUACAAAGAGGCUGUUUUCCGAUUCAAACAAGGACCUUUACAAGACCUUUUCGUAUCUGUGGGCCGAGGUUGUCACAACGUACUCUGCGCGUCUGCUGACGCAGUUCACAGACCGCGUCGCGGCACUCGAGGGUUUGUCUGCAGCUUUUAGCCGACGAUGGCCUGAAGUUUAUGCAAGAAAAGACUAUGCCUUUGGGUGCUGGGAACCGUUUCUGAGGGACCUUCUAGUCUGGCAAGCAUCCGGAGAGGAGCCGGUGUCCGAGAAUGUACAGAGAGGCCUCUUCCCAUCCUGGGCGUGGCCGUCAAGUGGGAGGGCUGUAAGCUUUACGAGCUGGGUGUGGUACGGCGUGGACCCAAAGUCGUGGGUCGAGGUGGUCCGUCUCGAGCGAGGUCCGCCGGCUGAUGAAGUUUUCGGCAGUGGAAAGGGAACACUGACGAUCCGGGCUCCCUUGAUUGCUUGCACAGCAGAAGCACCCGUCUUCGACGAUGGCAGCCAAGGGGAUGAUGUUGUCUGCACGGCCCUAGAUGCCAAACUGCCUUUUUUGAGGGGAUACCCAUCCCUUGACGAUCCAAGUCAAAAAGAGGAAUGGAAGACGGUGACGCACAUGAUUCUGCUUGCGAGUUACCCAUUCAAGCCGCAUGGCUCGUCGCGUCCCUUGUCGUUUGCUCUCCUCUGCGUCGCUCCUGUUCUAGGGAAAGACGAGUUUCGCCGCAUUGGCAUGAUAACAACCGUGCGACCGAAAAGAACGUUUGAGGCACAUGAGUUUGAAGAGCUGCUUUUGCCGCAUAUGUCUGAUGUGAACCUUGUGUGA